UGUUUAUUUGCACAUAAUAUUUCUUAUACGAUGGAGUAUUGAAUAUUUCUUUCACUCUGUCUCUUUCUCCUUCUCUCUCUCUUUCUGUCUCAGAGUGUCUCCAUGUUUGGGGGAAAAAUUCUCUUGGCAGGGUACACAACCCUUGUUGCUCUUGUCCUGUUUACUGUAAAUUGCUAUGCUAGGAAGAGUCACGACCACUGUGACCCUUCUUCGUGUGGAAAUAAUGAUAACAUCACCCAUCCCUUUAGAUUGAAAGGCGAUCCAAAAAACUGCGGAGACAAGAGGUAUGAAUUGGAGUGCGUGAAUAAUCGCACAGUAUUACACUUAUUCUCUGGAAAAUACUACGUGGAGGAGAUCAACUACGACAACCAUACAAUCAGAGUUGUGGAUGUGGGCAUACACAAGGACGAAUGCUCCUCUCUUCCUAUUUAUUCUCUAACGUCUGACAACUUUAGUUAUUCUGUGAAUUCUCCAUAUUUCUUGUCCUACUCAGAGCCUAGAGCUGUCGUAGUGUUCAUGAAUUGUGAGAACCCAGUGAAGUCUCCCCUCUACAUGGACAAUAGUAAUAGGCGUUCUUGUGCCAAAGGAGGAGGAAAUUCUUCGGGGUCUGUAAAAGGGCAAUAUUUGUACGUUGUGGUGGGUGAGUUGAAGGUGUCAGAUGUGGCGGAUUUGUGUACGGUGGAGAUGAUGGUUCCGAUUGCACAGCCGCCGUUGUUGAUGAAUGGUGAAAAUCGUGGGAACAUUUCCAUUUCCUUCUUGGACGUCCACAAUGCCAUGGCUUAUGGAUUUGAGCUUUACUACUACAACUACAACGGUUUCUGUCCACCGAAUUGGUCGUCCUUCCAUUGCCUCAUGUGGUGGAUCGCUUUAUAUCUACCCUACGUGUUUUUAUCAAUAGCACGAUGCCUCGCAGGAAGAGCUUUAUUUGGGAUGCUAUUUAUGUUUGUGUUUUUAAUCUAUAAGUUUAGGAGAAGGCAUUUGUCUAUGUUCGACAACAUUGAGGAUUUUCUUCGAAGUCAGAAUAAUCUCAUGCCUAUUAUGUACUCUUACUUGGACAUUAAAAAGAUGACUAAAGGUUUCAAGGAUAAGUUGGGUGAAGGAGGCUAUGGUUGUGUGUAUAAAGGAAUGCUUCGAAGUGGCCAUCCUGCAGCAAUAAAGAUAUUGGAUAAAUCCAAAGCUAAUGGGCAAGACUUUAUCAAUGAAGUUGCCACUAUCGGAAGGAUUCAUCACGUCAAUGUGGUCAGGCUAAUUGGAUAUUGUGUACAGAGAUCUAAGCGCGCUCUAGUAUAUGAGUUCAUGCCUAAUGGGUCUCUUGAAAAGUAUAUUUUUUCUCAAGAAGGAAAUGUCCACUUAGGUUGCAUGCAAAUGUACAAAAUUUCUCUAGGAGUGGCUCGUGGGAUUGACUAUUUGCAUCGAGGUUGUGACAUUCAGAUCUUACAUUUUGACAUCAAGCCCCAUAACAUUCUUCUUGACGAGAAUUUCACUGCAAAACUUUCUGAUUUUGGGCUCGCAAAAUUGUAUCCAACAAAUGAUAGCAUUGUGUCACUGACUGCAGCAAGAGGAACAAUGGGCUACAUGGCUCCGGAGUUAUUCUAUAAGAACAUUGGAGGCAUUUCAUAUAAAGCUGAUGUUUAUAGUUUUGGAAUGUUACUGAUGGAAAUGGCAGGCAGGAGGAGAAAUUUGAAUGUCUUUGCAGAUCAUACAAGCCAAAUUUACUUUCCUUCGUGGGUCUAUGACCAAUCUAGAGAAGGGACGGAGAUAGAGAUGGGUCAGAUCACCGAGGAGGAAAGAGCAAUGGUAAAGAAAAUGAUAAUAGUUGCUUUAUGGUGCAUACAAAUGAAUCCCAGUGACCGUCCUUCAAUGAGCAAAGUUGUAGAGAUGCUCGAAGGAAAUGUUGAACUUUUGCAGAUGCCUCCCAAGCCUUCUUUGUGUCCACAAGAGAUUCCAGUUGAAGAUCAUGAAAUCAACAUGGAUCUUGCAGAGUUGCCUAUGCUAUCCUCCAUGUGAUUGCAUAAAUUCCAUCACCGUGGAUGUGUUGCACCUCAAGUUGUUUAAUAUAAAAUUUUUUGUGUCAGCAGGGAAUUCUAACAUCUCCAGCUCCUCGUAUAAUUGAGGUAGUCUUAUUCCAACACAUGAUUGGACAACUAUGCCUCAUUAAAAUAAAUUUGUGUGAAAACAUGUUAUUUGGUUGAGA
Molecule: messenger RNA, 2194 nt
Organism: Camellia sinensis
Lineage: Eukaryota; Viridiplantae; Streptophyta; Magnoliopsida; Ericales; Theaceae
Product: LEAF RUST 10 DISEASE-RESISTANCE LOCUS RECEPTOR-LIKE PROTEIN KINASE-like 2.1
Biological process (GO): protein phosphorylation
Molecular function (GO): ATP binding; polysaccharide binding; protein kinase activity
Source: RefSeq, a predicted model, not a curated record